Aspergillus melleus is the source of this 903-nucleotide messenger RNA. RefSeq lists its product as uncharacterized. Gene Ontology annotation, cellular component: mitochondrial inner membrane. Gene Ontology annotation, molecular function: 4-hydroxybenzoate polyprenyltransferase activity. Lineage: Eukaryota; Fungi; Ascomycota; Eurotiomycetes; Eurotiales; Aspergillaceae. The transcript has a single exon. Gene Ontology annotation, biological process: ubiquinone biosynthetic process. The record is from RefSeq and is a predicted model, not a curated record. Bases 1 to 903 code for a protein of 300 amino acids.
AUGCCACCAUGGCUUGCCCCUUAUGUGGAGCUCAGCCGUCUCUACCAGCCAUUGUUUGUGUUGAUCAUAUAUCUCCCAAUCCUGGCUGGACUCUUUCAUGGCGCCCUUGUUGCACAUCCUCAGAUUGCAUCCACGACAAUCUUGCAGUGUGUAGUCAAUUGGUUCCCACUCUCACUGCUUUGGGAGGCUUUCGCGUGUAUUGUCAACGAUGUUGUCGACCAGCGCCUGGAUCGUACAGUUGAGCGGACCCGAAACCGCCCCAUCGCUCGAGGAUCUAUCUCCACAACCCAAGGCUGUAUCUUUGCCACAUCGGUGAGCUUGAUGAUUCUGGCAUUAAACUCGCAAAUACUCCCGACUUCUUCCUUGCUAUACUAUUCCCUCACGACCCUCGGCUGUAUUAUCUAUGCAUACUCGAAGCGUUUCACUUACUACGCGCAAGCCGUUGUUGGUCUUGUUCAUACAAUUGUUUCUCUUUUCGCGUCUUAUUCUGUCGGCUUCGAUGCUUUCUCGGCACCUCGCCAUGUUCUGGUAUCGAGCCUCUCUAUGCUGGCCGCCAUCUUCUUCCUUGUGACGACGUACGAAUUUAUUUACACCUAUCAAGACAUGGAAGAGGACAUUAAGUUCGGGGUGAAGAGUAUGGCCGUGAAAUACGGUCAAUCGGGUAGAGGAGUGCUUCUUGCUUUUUCUCUCAUUUACGGGGGUCUUCUGAUUCUGAGCGGCGCGUCUGGUGCGCUUGGACGAAAUUAUUUUACCGGUGCGGCGUGUUCUAUCGUGACCCUUUUCUUGUCGACCACUCUGGUGGACCUCAAGUCUCCUCAAAGUUGCAGCAAAUGUUUCCUGUACGGGUUUGUUGCUGGAAGUGCGAGCUUAGCUUUGGGUCUAUUCGCAGAUUAUGCUUGGUAG